ACUUCUUUUUACCUGCUGCUAUCAUUCUUUUCAAAUCCCUCUAAAUUUCACACCAGACGCACAUCUCCUUAUUUUUUUCUCUUCAAUUCGCAGGAUGGUGCGGCUGUAGUAUUUUCCGUGUGUAUUGUUUGGUUAUUAGUAGUUAUAUAAGAUAAGAUGGGUUCACCUGAACGUGUAAAAAGUUCGGCAAGAAGGGAUGUAGAUGACAGUUCAGGUGGUAGGAGUGAUAGGGGUAGAGAUGACGAUAUUUGGGAAGGGGAUGAGCGGAGAAAACGAAGGUCUUCGGGCAAGUCGAGGCCAUCGGGAAGUGGAGAGGAGGCUGAAGGGUUGGAGAAUAGUGGGAGAAAGGAUAAAAACGAGAGUAGGAAGAGGCCAGGUGGUGGUUCUGGUAAGGUAGUUAGUGAGGAGGAUGAGUAUGAGUCACGAAGAGAGUCGAGAGCAAAGCAGUUGAAAAAGAAACAAGACGAGAGUGCUUUGGAGAGUUUGAGUAAUUGGUAUCAGGAUGGGGAGGGUGAGAAUAGACAUGAUGGCGGUGAAAGAAGUGAGAGAAGAAAGACGGCUUCAAAGACGUCUGACCGUGAAAGUUUACAUAAUAGAAGUAAGGUUAGAGAUGAAAGAUUGCAUGAUGGUGAGAUUGAAAAGAUGCAUGAAAAAGAUUCCAAGUACUCUGACAGAAAAGAUAGUAGUCGAGAAAAGAGUCAUGGAAGAAAAAGGUGGGAUGAUGCAAGUGUUGAAGAACCUGUUCAAAGGGGUGGAAAGUCAGCAGACAUGAAGCGCGAGGGUGAUAAAGGUCCCAAGUACCAUGAAAAAGAUGAUAGAAGAGGUGAACCUGAGAAGAUUAAGAGUAAGGAAAAUGUAGAAGUUAUUGAGAAAGAAAAUGAAGAAAAUCCCGCUAAUCUUGAAGAUAUGCCAGCCAAGGAGAAAGUCGAUACAGUUGAAAGCCGUGAAAGAUCAUAUAAUGCUGAUGAAGAAGGCAGUACAUGGAUAAGGGAUAGGGGUAGAAGAGACCUUGACCGCUCUACUAGGUCAAGGACUCCUGAGAGAAGUGCAAGGCGUCAUUAUGAGUCAGAAUAUAAUGAGUCAGAUUUAGAUAAAAGCAGCAGUUAUAGAAGGAAGGAUCCAGAAAAAGAUGGUUACAGAGAGGAAAGAUCAAAAGGGAGGGAUGACAGCUGGAAAAGAAGGCAACCGGCCUUUUCUGACAAAGAAAUGAAAGAUGGUGAUGCCCCUUAUGACUACACGCGAGAUUGGGAGUCACCAUCACAAAGACGUGGUCGUGAUAGGGCUGAAACGGAAAGACAUAUGGGUCGUCCUGGUGGUAGAAAGGAUGGGAAUCGGACGGAUGCUGUGAAAACCUCAUCAAGUUAUGGUGUUUCAAAAGAUAACUAUGAUGUGAUAGAGAUUGAAACUAAGCCUUUCAACUAUGGGAGGAAAAACGAAGUCAAUGAGCAAUCUGAUGUAAAAACAGGACCAAAUGAUGACGAUCAAUCUGUUGAAGAUUCAAAAGAUAGAUAUGGAGAUGAUAGAAAUGCAGAUGAAAUUGAGGGAGGGAAAGGUAAAGGGCAGCGUGGUAACUUACCCAAUCGUUCAGGUGGUUGGCAAGGACAAUCUUCAAGUAAUGAUUCACAACCGUCUCAUGGCUACCAAGAUCCAGGUUCCUUUAAUAGAGGUCCUUCUCAAGGUAAUAAAAGUAACAAUAGAAUGGGGAGAGGAGGAAGGGUGCGGCCAUCAGGAAGAGAUGGUCAACAAGUCAACAUGCAAGUCCCGAUGAUGGGUUCACCAUUUGGGCCACUCAGUAUGCCACCACCUGGUGGAUUGCAACCACUUACGCCUACUAUGUCUCCCGGUCCAGGACCUCAAAUGUCUCCUGCCGUCUUUAUCCCACCGUUUUCUCCUCCUGUUGUUUGGCCUGGAGUUCCUCCCGGGAUUCCAGGUGUUCCUCCUGGCGGGCCUUCAGGACCCAGAUUUCCUCCAAAUAUAGGUCCCCCACCUAAUUCCGCUAUGUAUUUCAACCAACCCGGACCCAUAAGAGGCAUGCCUCCAAACAUGCCGGGUCCCGGUUUCAAUGCUCUAGGACCCAUGGGCCGUGGGCAGCAACAAGAUAAGGGACCUGGUGGGUGGGUCCCUCCCAGAAACAAUGGCCCUCCAGGUAAAGCUCCUUCUCGAGGAGAACAGAACGAUUAUUCCCAAAAUUUUGUUGACACUGGUAUGCGACCCCAGAAUUUUAUUAGGGAAUUAGAGCUCACUAGUGUUGUGGAGGAUUAUCCUAAGCUUAGGGAGCUUAUACAAAAGAAGGAUGAAAUUGUUGCUAAUUCUGCUUCUGCUCCCAUGUAUUACAAGUGUGAUCUGCGUGAGCAAGUUUUAUCGCCCGAGUUCUUUGGGACCAAGUUUGAUGUUAUUCUUGUGGACCCACCUUGGGAGGAAUAUGUUCAUCGGGCUCCUGGUGUUACUGACCAUAUGGAUUAUUGGACUCUUGAGGAAAUAAUGAAUCUCAAGAUCGAGGCAAUAGCGGACACACCAUCUUUUGUUUUCCUCUGGGUUGGUGAUGGAGUUGGUCUUGAGCAGGGUCGGCAGUGUCUAAAGAAGUGGGGAUUCCGUAGAUGUGAAGAUAUAUGCUGGGUGAAAACCAACAAAACGACUGCAACACCUGGAUUGCGCCAUGAUUCACAUACUUUGUUUCAGCGUUCAAAGGAGCAUUGCUUGAUGGGAAUAAAAGGAACUGUUCGGCGAAGCACUGAUGGUCACAUAAUCCAUGCCAAUAUCGAUACAGAUGUAAUUAUUGCCGAGGAGCCACCAUAUGGGUCUACUGCAAAACCUGAAGACAUGUAUCGCAUUAUUGAGCACUUCUCGCUUGGACGCCGCAGGCUUGAGCUUUUUGGGGAAGACCAUAAUAUACGGGCUGGGUGGUUGACUGUUGGUAAAGACUUGUCCUCCUCCAAUUUCAAUUCUGAGGGAUAUAUUCGGAACUUUGCGGAUAAAGACGGGAAAGUUUGGCAAGGAGGAGGUGGAAGAAACCCGCCACCUGAAGCGGGUCAUCUUGUGCUAACAACUCCAGAUAUUGAAUCACUUAGGCCAAAGUCACCGAUGAAAAAUCAACUUCAGAUGCAGCAGCAACAGUCAAAUUCCAUAGCUCUAACAGGAGGUGGGUCAAGCAACAAGAGACCAUCUGGGAAUUCCCCAUCAAACCAUACUGGACCAGGCAUGAACCAAGAAGCAUCUGGCUCCAAUAUGUCAGGUCCGGUCCCAUGGGGUCCACCAAUGGGUGGUGGUAUGGGUCCGGAUGAAAGAUUUUUCGAUAACAUGUAUGGGUUUAGUGUUCCUUUUGGACCCAUGGGUGGAGAAUACAUGGAUUUUGAAACUCAUAGAGCGAUGAACAAUAUGUUGUAGUUUAAAAAUAUCUAUUCUUUGUUUUAUUUAAUUUUCAUUUGAAUAA
Messenger RNA from Erigeron canadensis, 3430 nucleotides. Its product is annotated as N6-adenosine-methyltransferase non-catalytic subunit MTB. Gene Ontology annotation, molecular function: mRNA binding; methyltransferase activity. Gene Ontology annotation, cellular component: RNA N6-methyladenosine methyltransferase complex; nucleus. NCBI's taxonomy places the organism in Eukaryota, Viridiplantae, Streptophyta, Magnoliopsida, Asterales, Asteraceae. The record is from RefSeq and is a predicted model, not a curated record. The transcript has 7 exons. The coding region runs from base 157 to 3384 and encodes 1075 amino acids.